Lathyrus sativus (Indian pea) is the source of this 471-nucleotide messenger RNA. The record is from the annotation of a GenBank genome assembly. NCBI's taxonomy places the organism in Eukaryota, Viridiplantae, Streptophyta, Magnoliopsida, Fabales, Fabaceae.
AUGGUGCUGGCUGGUAAGCUUAUUACAGAACUUGGGAUCAAAACACCAGCUGACAAGUUCUACAAAUUGUUUGCAUCAGAACUUCAUGAAGUGCAAAACCUUUGUGAAAGAAUUCAUCAUACCAAGCUGCAUGAAGGUGAAGACUGGCAUCAUUCUGAUACGGUUAAACACUGGACUUAUGUCAUAGAUGGGGAGGUACAUACAUGUAAUGAAAGUAUUGAAGAAGUUGAUGAUGAGAACAAAAAAAUCACAUACAAGCUGUUUGGUGGAGAUAUUGACAACUUUACUGUAUUUAAGCUGAUUCUUCAAGUAAUUAAUAAGGCUGAUGGCACUGCUGCUGUUAGAUGGACUAUUGAUUAUGUGAAAAUCAAUGAAGAAGUUGAUACUCCAAAUGGCUGGAUGGAUUACCUUAGCAAAAGCACUAGAGACAUUGAUGGUCAUCUUCUCAAGGGAGAAAGAGUUGCACUUUAA